GGUUGGUGAAACACUCCGACGUCACCCGUGGGUAAGAGCAGCCAUCAGCUCGUGCAAAUUCUCCGUUGUUUCAUCGUCUCUUCUCGCCUUCAAUUUUGCCUCCUCUUCCCCACCCUGAGACCUUUAUAAAUACACACGCAAGACUCCUAUUUGGUCUUCAGAUUCAAAAGUAUCAGAUUUGAACUCUUCUUGCAGAGGCCUUAACCAAGAAAUGGCUUCUAUCAAUGUCCCUUCUUGCCCUUCAACAACUGCUAGAACAGCUCUCCCCAGUACCCAGGCACGGAGGAACUUCAAAUUUUUCAAUGGAUUACAUGGUGUGAAUUCAUUUUCCACAAAUGGGUGCAUGUUGAAUUCCAAUUCCAUCUGCAUUGAUGGCACAAAAUCCCCUUUUGGUAUUAAGGGUGUUGGCAAACUUAAAGCAGCAGUAGUAUCUGAUGAAGGUGACCUGUUAUCCUAUUCCAAUGGCAAUAAUGCUGCAGCAAAGAGGACUUUCAUUGAUAACAAACCCGUUGAAAUUAAAUUACAGCCUGGUGCAAUAGCAUUUGGAACCCUUGUGGCUGAUACUGCUCCGAUCUCUAGUGGUUUCCCCAUCGAUGAUGACGAGUUCGAUUUGGAUCGCCCCACAGAAGGUUUUUCCUCCAUACCUGAGGCCAUUGAAGAUAUUCGUCAAGGAAAGAUGGUAGUGGUUGUAGAUGAUGAAGACAGAGAAAAUGAAGGUGACCUUAUCAUGGCAGCACAGUUGGCAACACCUGAAGCUAUGGCUUUUAUUGUGAAGCAUGGUACUGGAAUUGUUUGUGUGAGCAUGGCUGGGGAAUAUCUUGACAGGUUGCAACUCCCUUUGAUGGUUACCCAAAAUGCAAAUGAUGAAAAACUCUGUACUGCAUUCACAGUGACUGUGGAUGCAAAACAUGGUACAACCACAGGAGUUUCAGCUCAUGACAGGGCAACAACAGUGUUAGCUCUUGCAAACAGAGAUUCAAAACCCGAGGACUUCAAUCGACCAGGCCAUAUUUUUCCGUUGAGGUAUAGGGAGGGUGGCGUUCUGAAAAGAGCUGGACAUACAGAAGCUUCUGUUGAUCUUGCUGUUCUAGCUGGAUUGGAACCCGUUGGAGUUCUAUGUGAGAUUGUAGAUGAUGAUGGCUCUAUGGCUAGAUUGCCAAAGCUUCGUCAAUUUGCACAGCAGGAAAAUUUGAAAAUUAUAUCUAUUGCUGAUUUAAUCAGGUAUAGAAGGAAGAGAGAGAAAUUAGUAGAUCGAUCUUCUGCUGCUCGGAUACCAACAAUGUGGGGUCCAUUUACAGCUUACUGUUAUAGAUCAAUAUUAGAUGGCAUUGAACAUAUUGCAAUGGUUAAGGGUGAGAUUGGAGAUGGACAGGAUAUUCUCGUGAGGGUGCACUCAGAAUGCCUCACAGGAGAUAUAUUUGGUUCUGCCAGAUGCGACUGUGGGAACCAGUUGGCACUUGCAAUGCAGCAGAUUGAGGAUGCUGGAAGGGGCGUGCUGAUAUACCUUCGUGGCCAUGAAGGAAGAGGCAUUGGUUUGGGCCAUAAGCUUCGCGCAUACAACCUACAGGAUGCUGGUCGUGAUACAGUUGAAGCGAAUGAAGAUCUGGGACUGCCUGUUGACUCACGUGAAUAUGGCAUUGGUGCCCAGAUAUUACAGGAUUUGGGUGUCCGAACAAUGAAGCUGAUGACGAACAACCCUGCAAAGUACAUUGGGCUCAAGGGCUAUGGAUUGACUGUUAUAGGUAGGGUUCCUCUAUUAACUACCAUCACAAUGGAAAACAAGAGGUACCUCGAGACUAAACGUGCGAAAAUGGGUCAUAUCUAUGGAGUAGAAUUCAACGAUCACUUGACCCAUCUUACCGGCAGCAAUGGUAAACCUAGCGUCGACACUGCAACAGAUGCUACUUCUAGCCGUUGAGCGAUCUGCUCCGGCUUCAGACAUCCAUUAGUCACCUGUGAGAUCUAAGCUCUUUAACAUGACAGAAUGGGAAAAUUAUUAAUUGGAUUGAUCAUGGAGAUGAAUUCAAAUUCUUUUAUCAUACUCUAGUGAGAAACUCAUAACUAUGAUCUCUUGUUUAGGGAGAAAAAUUAUGCUGAAAGAUUUGUUGAGUGCCCUGCACUGAUGAGCUAUUCUUUCAUUUUUCUUCUUGAAGGUGUAAACUAGAAAUGAGAAAUCCCAUUGAUGCAAAUCCAGUGUUUCUGAUCUCUUGUUGUAUUUUUAUAUCCUGGCCACUGUAGAAGUGGCUGCUGGUUCUGUAUUGUUUGCUGAUUGACAAACAAUUAGCUAUGAAUUUGACAUUUCAAAUUUUUAUAUGUAUGAUUUCAAGUUAAUGGAAUAAAAAUAUCCUUUUUUA
Manihot esculenta (cassava) is the source of this 2354-nucleotide messenger RNA. RefSeq names its product bifunctional riboflavin biosynthesis protein RIBA 1, chloroplastic. Gene Ontology annotation, molecular function: GTP cyclohydrolase II activity; 3,4-dihydroxy-2-butanone-4-phosphate synthase activity. The transcript has 7 exons. Gene Ontology annotation, biological process: riboflavin biosynthetic process. NCBI's taxonomy places the organism in Eukaryota, Viridiplantae, Streptophyta, Magnoliopsida, Malpighiales, Euphorbiaceae. Bases 212 to 1918 code for a protein of 568 amino acids. The record is from RefSeq and is a predicted model, not a curated record. Gene Ontology annotation, cellular component: chloroplast.